Mollisia scopiformis is the source of this 1048-nucleotide messenger RNA. RefSeq lists its product as uncharacterized. Bases 62 to 1015 code for a protein of 317 amino acids. Gene Ontology annotation, biological process: transport. The record is from RefSeq and is a predicted model, not a curated record. Gene Ontology annotation, molecular function: transporter activity. Lineage: Eukaryota; Fungi; Ascomycota; Leotiomycetes; Helotiales; Mollisiaceae. The transcript is spliced from 6 exons.
GGGCUCAUCAUGGUAGGAUUAACUUCAGCAUAUAGUUGCCACAACAUAUUUUGCGAGCCACAUGUCCUUUCACCGCUUCAACAUGACUCUAUCUGGAAGCUGUGCUACAUUCGCCAGCUUGGUCAUUGUUGGUUUACUAUCUAUGCAUGCGACUCACCUUAGCAAACCAAACGAGCAGAUCAAAAUUAUGAAGAUCGGUCUCCUCAUACCAUUUUACUCGAUCCUCUCACUGCUGUCUAUAUGCUUCCCGAAGGGUGCUGUCGACAUUACGCCUUGGCUAGAUCUUGUACAAUCAGUGGCUUUGGGUUCCUUCUUCCUACUGAUGUGCGAAUUUGUUUCCGAGAAUCCCUCACAGAGAGAUCUGUUCUUCGCUGCGCUGGUCGUGCGCGACAAGAAGUCUCCCAGCGGGAAAGGUGGAGGUUUAGCUUGGUACAGGAGUCGCUGGAUUAUGAUCUUUCAGCAGCUGGUGUCUACUCUCAACUUGGUUAAAGACGUCUCUCUUGCGGCAGCCAUGGUAUCAGUGUUGAAAUUCUACUUCGGACUUCGGAAGCAUCUGACGCAGCAUAAACCCUUGGCAAAAUUGCUGGCAUUCAAGCUUGUUGUUAUUACGACAUUCGUUUUGACCAUCGUUUUUUGGAUUCUCAAAGAUGCCAAAGUUCUCAAUGGAAAUUCGACACUCACAUAUGCCGAUCUCAACAUUGGCCUCCCGAACAUGAUCAUCUGUGUCCUUAUGGUUCCACCGUGUAUUUUCUUUCAUUACGUAAACUCCUUGGGACCAUAUAUAAUCUCUCGAAAUGCAAUUCCUGCGGACGAGACCGGAGCGCGAAGGUUGCAACGCUAUCAAGGGGGCUUUCUGGGCGGUCGAGCCUGGAUCAGGGCUUUGAAUCCGUGGGAGACUAUAAAGGCUAUCAUGUUUGCAUUAACCAUGGCAGCAGACAGUUACCAGGAAAGGAGCGCAAACCAAAACAACGUUCUUCCGGCUGCAGGGUAUAUGGUUCGUGGUGGCAGACGUUGAAAUUUUGAACCGUCUUGAUCAAAUGUGAAGUGC